Messenger RNA from Penaeus chinensis, 426 nucleotides. Its product is annotated as pollen-specific leucine-rich repeat extensin-like protein 3. The record is from RefSeq and is a predicted model, not a curated record. Lineage: Eukaryota; Metazoa; Arthropoda; Malacostraca; Decapoda; Penaeidae. The coding region runs from base 1 to 426 and encodes 141 amino acids. The transcript is spliced from 3 exons.
AUGUCUCUUAAGGUCGUCGUCCUCGCCUGCGUGGCUGUCGUCGCUCUGUGCGACAAGGCCCCAGUCCACGCCCCUCAUCCCCCCGUUUACGCCCCUAGACCUUCCUACCACGCCCCUGCUCCUUACCACGCCCCCGAACCCGCCUACCACGACCCCAAGCCCGCCUACCACGCCCCAGAGCCCGCUUACCACGCCCCAGAGCCCGCCUACCACGCCCCAGAGCCCGCCUACCACGUCCCAGAGCCCGCCUACCACGCUCCGAAACACUAUGAAAAUGAGUACCCUGACAUCGUCAACUACGUGGACAAUGGCGACGGUCUUAUUGCUGAGGUCACCUACGAGGGCGAAGCUCAGUACCCCGAGUACACCCCUACCUACAAGCCCGCUCCCCCCGCCUACGGCACCCCUACCCCCGCCUAUGCUUAA